Molecule: messenger RNA, 768 nt
Organism: Hypoxylon fragiforme
Lineage: Eukaryota; Fungi; Ascomycota; Sordariomycetes; Xylariales; Hypoxylaceae
Product: ribosomal protein L6
Exons: 2
Coding region: 1-768 (255 amino acids)
Biological process (GO): translation
Cellular component (GO): ribosome; mitochondrial large ribosomal subunit
Molecular function (GO): structural constituent of ribosome; rRNA binding
Source: RefSeq, a predicted model, not a curated record
AUGCUGGCACCAAGUAGAAGAAAGGUGCUCGGAAGAGCCCUUUCAAGCCCUGCCGCUGCUGCCACUUCCGUCACACUUCCAGCAUUCCUCGUGCCCGCCUUUCAAACCACCGCAUCGCCCCGGCGCCAAUUUUCCAACACCUCCAGCCGCCCCUCAAAGCUCGGCAGAACCCCGAUAUCGAUCCCGCCCACCGUCGAGCUGGCCAUCAGCGAGCCCAGGGUCAAGAAGGACGUGACCACGUAUCUCAGGGUAGCGAAGCGGACGGUUACCGUGACGGGCCCGCUGGGCAAGCUCGAGCUUGAGAUUCCGCAAUUCCUCACCAUCCACCACGACGAGACGGCGAGGAGGGCGCAGGUCAGCAUUGAGAAUGCCGAGAUCACGCAGCAGAUGGAGAUGUGGGGAACCACCUGGGCGUACCUCAACCGAUACAUCAUCGGCGUGUCCGAAGGCUACACUGCCAUCCUGCGAUUGGUGGGUGUAGGUUACAGGGCGACCGUCGAGGAGCGACCUAGGAAGGAGGAAUACCCGGGACAGAAAUUCGUGUGCGUGAAGCUGGGUUUUACGCACCCGGUGGAGGAGCCAGUGCCCCUGGGAGUGAAGGCCAGCACGCCGCAGCCGACGAGAAUUCUGCUCGAGGGCAUCGACAAGGAAGUGGUCAUGUCCUUCGCGGCGCGGAUACGUAAGUGGAGACGACCUGAGCCGUACAAGGGGAAGGGUAUAUUCAUAAACGACGAGACGAUCAAGCUCAAGCAGAAGAAGAUCAAAUAG